Messenger RNA from Miscanthus lutarioriparius, 3015 nucleotides. NCBI's taxonomy places the organism in Eukaryota, Viridiplantae, Streptophyta, Magnoliopsida, Poales, Poaceae. The record is from the annotation of a GenBank genome assembly.
AUGGCGCGGCACAGUAGCUACUACACGCUCCAGCAGGCAGCAGGCAUACUCCGUCCAUCCAUAGCAAUAGCAACCGCUGCAGCAGCCGGAGGGUCAGAUUUUAUAAUCCAUCACUUCUCCACCCGACCCCAAUCGCCCUCCUCCCCAGCUGUGCCCGAGCUGGGAUGGGAGGCAAUGAUGGUGGUGGUGACCCCGCAGGACGCCGGCCGACCGACUGCGCGGUCGGAGCCCGCGGAGGUCACCGACGGCGCGUGCCGGUGGGCGGCCCCUAUCAUGGAGGCCACCAAGGUCCCCGCCGGCAAGGACAAGAUCUAUCAGUUCCUCGUCUAUGAGACCGGGUCGAGCAAGGCGGCGCUGCUGGGGGAGGCCACGGUGAACCUGGCGGAGUACGCCGACGCGUUGAAGCCGUCGGCGGUGACGCUCCCGCUCAAGGGCAGCCCCGGCGCGCUGCUGCACGUGACCAUCCAGCGGGUGGUGGGUGGCGCCGGUGGGUGUGGAGACGACGCGAGCGAGAACGGCAACGCCUCGCCGGUGGCAAAGACGCCACAGAGGAGAACCACACUGCAGAGCCAGCUGAGCCGGUUUGAGGACGAGGACGGCGAGAAGGCUAGAGCGGCCACGGAUGCAAUGAGUCCUGUGCAAGAUGGAUUGUUGUUAAGAAAACCUCCAGGCAUGAGGUUUCCAUCAACAAGAAAUGUGCCUAUGUCUGUUGACCCUGUCCCUGUGGGCCAUCUCCACAAUGGCAGCAGUUUCGAUGCCGUCUCGGUGUCUGGUUCAGAUGGAAGUUCUGGGAGAUAUACCCCCAAGAUUAGCGCAAGCAUGCACAACUCAUUUCUUCAGGAUAGUAGCAAUGCUCUCUCAUCAUUUGCCAACAAUGGCACCGUGAGGAACCCAUUGACCAGUUCAGGUGACUGGUCAGGAAGCUCAGCUCCUGAUGCUAGUACGGAUGGGUCAACGAGCAAUUCUGGCGAGGCAGGGUUAAGAGGGGAAGAUGAUGACGUGGAGAAGCUAAGAAGUGAGAUAGCCACUUUAACCAGGAAAUUGGAUGUCUCGGAUAUGGAGUUGCAGACUCUCCGAAAGCAAAUUGUGAAGGAGAGUCUGCGUGGGCAAGAUCUCUCCAAGGAGAUGAGUAGCCUGAGGGAGGAGAGGGAUGCACUCAGAAGAGAAUGUGAAGGACUCAGAGGGGCAAAGAAGACGAUCCAUGAUUCAAAUGGCUCAGGGAAACGGCUCUCAGAUGGGGAUGACCCAUGGUCACAGAUUGAAGAACUGAAGCAAGAUCUGAGUCACGAGAAGAAUCUAAAUGCGGAUCUUCGUCUACAACUGCAAAAGAUGCAGGAAUCCAACUCUGAGCUGCUUCUGGCUGUGAAAGAUCUUGAUGAGAUGUUGGAGCAAAAGAACAGAGAGAUUUCCAUUUUGCAAGAGGAUACACGGGAUGAUCCACAGGAGGCAGAAUAUGAGCAUGCACUGUCAAAUGUGCACAAUUCUGGACACAAAAUAGCCUUAUGUGAGACGAGUUCAUACCAAGAGAAGGAAGAUGAGCUUAUGCUGGAUGCACUAGCAAAGAAGCGUGAUGACAUCUCUACCUCUGAGCUUGAAAAGAAAAUCCUUGAGUUGAGCAAUGAAAUUGAGUUGUACAAGAAAGAUCGUGAGGAUAUCGAGAUGCAAAUGGAGCAACUUGCACUUGAUUAUGAGAUUCUAAAGCAAGAGAACCAUGACAUAUCUACAAGGCUGGAGCAAACACAACUGAGGGAGCAGCUAAGGAUGCAAUAUGAGUGUUCAGCUCAUUUGGCUAUUAUAAGUGAUCUUGAGGCCAAUGUUGAGAGCUUGGAUAAUGAACUCCAGACACAGGCUAAAAAGUUUGAGGCUGACAUAGCAGAAAUAAUGAGUGCAAAGGUGGAACAAGAGCAACGGGCCAUUAAGGCUGAGGAUUCUUUGAGGAAGAUAAGAUGGAAUAAUGCAACUACUGCAGAACGACUUCAGGAGGAAUUCAAGGUGUUGUCUUCACAAGUAUCUUCUGCAUUCAGUGCAAAUGAACGACACCUUGUGCAAGCAAGAAAAGAGGUUGCGGAGCUGCAGCUGCAGAAGAGCCAGUUAGAAGAGUUACUGCAGAAGGCCCAAGGUGAUCUUGGAUCAGUUCAGGAUCAGCACCGGGUGAAGGUCCAACAGUUAAUAACCCUAGUGGAUUUCAAGUCAAAGGAGAUAGAUAGGCUACUGAUGGAGCUAAAAAGCAAGAGUGAGGAGUUCCAUAACCAAAAAAGAUGCGAUGAAGCAAGGCUGAAUGCUCUGUCAGAAGAAAUCGACCUACUCAAUGCCAAGAUCGACAAGCUAUCCAGUGAGAGAAACGACCUCUUUGAAAAGAAUGAGCAGAAAGAUAAGGAAUUAGCUGGAAUUAGUGAAAAGGACAUGCAAUUGCAAGACAAAAGUGCUGAGAUUACUUCACUAAAUAAAGAGCUUGUAUCUCUCAAGGACCAAGUGAAGAUGCAUUUGGACGAACUACACAAUUUAAAACGUUUGAAGAACGAGAAGGAGACAAUUGGAAAGCUGCAAAUAGAUAUUGGGUCACUAAAACUUCAGUGUGACAACUUGAAAACUUUGCUGUCCAAGAAAGAGUCUGAGAAAGACAACCUUGCUUCUCAGGUGCUGAAGCUGAGAAGAUCCCUUGAAACCCGGGAAGGGACAAAGGCAAAUGGUCAAAAUUCAGAUGUGAAGGACAAUCAGCAUACUAAUAAUAAGCGCAUCACACACAAUACCGGCUCCACUGGGAGCAUUACUGCACUGCCAGGCACCAACAGACAGGGUGAAGACGGUGACUGCAACGGGCAUGACAUGAGGAACUGGGCCGAUCAGUCAGCAAAGGAGCUGGCCUCACUGAAGGAGAGGAACAAGGCGAUGGAGGAGGAGCUGAAGGAGCUGCAUGAACGGUACUCGGAGAUUAGCCUGAAGUUCGCUGAGGUGGAAGGCGAGCGGCAGCAGCUCGUGAUGACCGUUCGGUCGCUGAAGAACUCCUUGCGGUGA